GUCCAGAGCUGAAAUCAGAGGUGGAGAAGCUCUGUGUUGCUCAGAUGAGCUCUCAGGGCAUCAAACCCAAGAAAAAGAGACGGUUUCAGCAAGAGAUCGCCUCUCUUUAGACUAAACUCUCUCAACAGGAGCAUGAAAUGGCCGAGGCUCACAGAACUUGGAAAGAAAGACUGGAAGAGGCAGAGAGGAGGAAGCGUGAAGAAACCAAAGAGCUGCAGACUUGAAGAAGAGAUUGAGGCGGCUCGGUUGAAGGCCAAAGAGGAGAUGAUGCGGGGCAUUCAGGUGGCAAAAGAAAUGGCACAGAAAACGCUGAGCGAACAGAAGAGUCAGUACGAGGAGAGGAUUGGCCGAUCAUGAUAUCCGGCAUGCUAAGAUUGUAGAGGCACUUGAGGCGGAGAAGAGGAAGAUUGCUGAAGAUCUUGCUCAGGUCGAGAGAAAACGUGCUCUUAAAAUGACCCAGACCCCUAAAACGGGAACAUGCACACUUUAAAUUGAAAAGACAUGGGGGUUUUCCAUCAGGGAUGUUCACAAAAGUGUGUUUUUCACCAUAUUUUUGUUCAAUGUUUGCAGCAUAGCCACAGUGGGAUGCCUUGAAGCUGUCUUUGAUUAUAUAUUAGUAGCACUGAUUAUCACUUAACUAAGUUCAAGUUCACGUGUGCAUUUGGUCUCUUUGUACGUAUAUAAGUUGUAAUAUUAUACUGAAUAUAUGAUGCUUCUCCCUGUGUUGAAGGAAACAAGAUGCAUUAAGAGCU
Carassius auratus (goldfish) is the source of this 752-nucleotide messenger RNA. Its product is annotated as kinesin-like protein KIF14. Bases 133 to 357 code for a protein of 74 amino acids. The record is from RefSeq and is a predicted model, not a curated record. The transcript is spliced from 3 exons. Lineage: Eukaryota; Metazoa; Chordata; Actinopteri; Cypriniformes; Cyprinidae.